This is a messenger RNA of Rotaria sordida, 348 nucleotides long. NCBI's taxonomy places the organism in Eukaryota, Metazoa, Rotifera, Eurotatoria, Philodinida, Philodinidae. The record is from the annotation of a GenBank genome assembly.
AUGAAAAAACUCCAAAUUGAUUCUAUCAUGUCUUUUACCAUUGAUAAAAUCCUUAUUAGUUUUGGUUUUAUUAUCUUAUUCACUUUACUCAUCGGUACACGUGUUGGUCUUGCUAUCGAUAUUACUUAUCCCGAUCAUUUUCUUCAAUUAAAUGAUGAUCGUAAUCCUGGCGAUUAUAUUCAUUAUUUGGGUAAACGACGUUUUUUACCUACACGACGUGAAUCAGAACAAUAUGUCAAUGAUAAUGUCAGCAGUGAAGACGAUGAAGAUUAUUCAAAUUUAAAUAAAAAACGAUAUUUUCUGAGAACCAGACGUUAUUUUCUUAAAACAAAACGAAAUUAUGAUUGA